AUGCGUAACACGGUCGAACAAGUGAUCGAGUGUAUGAAGCUGGACGGCAUGAUAGCGAAGCUCAGCGAGAAAUGGUUUGGUGUUACACCUGCUGCGGAAUCAGUCGCAAUGACUGUCAGUGCAGGCUACGGGGUGACCAACCUGCAUAAAUCGUUCGGUCAUCUGGAGGUUUUGAAAGGGGUUACUCUCAGCGUCGCCCCCCGCGAACUCGUCUUCAUCAUCGGCCCUUCGGGUUCCGGCAAGAGUACCUUUCUACGUUGCUGCAAUCGCUUGGAAGAACCCAACCGUGGUUCGGUAAUCGUUGAUGGUGUCGAUCUGCUGAAUAAAAAAACCGACAUCAAUGCAAUGCGCCGCCGUAUUGGCAUGGUGUUUCAAUCAUUCAAUCUUUAUCCGCAUAUGACCGCGCAUGGCAAUGUCACUUUGGCCUUGCGCAAAGUAUUAAAAAAAUCCCCCGCUGAUGCUCGCCACGGCGCACUCCGCGCUUUGGAAAAGUCGGUCUGGCUGACAAAAGCGAUACCUACCCCAAUGCACUUUUCCGGUGGCCAGCAACAACGAGUCGCCAUCGCUCGCGCCUUAGCGUUAGAACCCAAGAUCAUGCUGUUCGACGAAGCCCACAGCGCACUCGACCCUGAGCUAGUCGGCAGCGUGUUGCAAGUGAUGCGAACCAUGCGUGAAUCAGGUAUGACAAUGGUAGUCGUCAGUCACGAGAUGCAGUUCGCCCGUGCGGCGGCGGAUUCGGUGAUUUUUAUGGAUCAAGGUUUGAUCGUCGAACAAGGCCCACCGGAACAGCUAUUCACCAAUCCGACACAGGCGCGCACCCGCGAAUUCUUGGCUCGCAUCGAGCGCCACUGA
Nerophis lumbriciformis (worm pipefish) is the source of this 852-nucleotide messenger RNA. NCBI's taxonomy places the organism in Eukaryota, Metazoa, Chordata, Actinopteri, Syngnathiformes, Syngnathidae. The record is from RefSeq and is a predicted model, not a curated record.